CGCUGCAGCGCUUCACAACCCUACAUUCUCCGCUUGUACUUUAACACCAACCACUUCCUCUCAAGUAAUGGCGUCCGUGUGAAACAGUCCUAUAGCAAACAUUGGACAAUUUUCUCAGAAAACUAACUAAUAGAGACACUCAUAUAGCGAUUUGUACAAGAUGCCCGUUACAGUAGGACCGUAUGGACAGACGCAGCCCAGCUGCUUUGACAGAGUCAAGAUGGGCUUCAUGAUGGGUUUUGCCGUGGGCAUGGCUGCAGGUGCCAUGUUUGGAACAUUCUCCUGUCUCCGGAUCGGCAUGAGGGGUCGAGAGUUGAUGGGUGGAGUUGGGAAGACCAUGAUGCAAAGCGGUGGCACGUUUGGAACCUUCAUGGCCAUUGGGAUGGGUAUCCGCUGCUGAGAUCACACUAAUGCCACUUCUGAAAUUAUAGGACUGUGAACCAUUUCUAGAUUCAUCCCUUUGUUAUCAUACCCACAUUCAAGGACACAGGUGUCAAUAAAAACUGAUUAAAAAAAUUCUCUAAAUCUUGGGUUCAAUCUAAGAUUUAAUUAUGACAAUUUGAGGACAACCUUCCUUUUCAUCGGUGUCCAGCAGAAUAGGUUAAAGUCAGCUACGUGGGAUUGACCUUUAGCAGUAACCUUUCUGCUGACAAUGAAAUGACCAUGGAGAAGAUAAAGAAGGGCUCUUUAAUUCUGGAAAAAUCUGUUCUCAGCCAUUCUUUGAAAUACUGAUUUUUACUUGAGGCAUGAA
Messenger RNA from Onychostoma macrolepis, 751 nucleotides. It is a transcript of the gene romo1, whose product is annotated as reactive oxygen species modulator 1. Bases 161 to 400 code for a protein of 79 amino acids. The transcript has 3 exons. Gene Ontology annotation, cellular component: TIM23 mitochondrial import inner membrane translocase complex. Gene Ontology annotation, biological process: protein import into mitochondrial matrix; protein insertion into mitochondrial inner membrane. The record is from RefSeq and is a predicted model, not a curated record. Lineage: Eukaryota; Metazoa; Chordata; Actinopteri; Cypriniformes; Cyprinidae.